Molecule: messenger RNA, 910 nt
Organism: Pyricularia grisea
Lineage: Eukaryota; Fungi; Ascomycota; Sordariomycetes; Magnaporthales; Pyriculariaceae
Exons: 2
Coding region: 122-715 (197 amino acids)
Biological process (GO): protein ubiquitination
Cellular component (GO): cytoplasm
Molecular function (GO): ubiquitin protein ligase activity
Source: RefSeq, a predicted model, not a curated record
AAAAGCCACCGCGUGACAACAGAUCAAACAAACUGACCAUAGUACAAAUACAAACAGAAUCGGCUUCUUAACCUUGGGAAACUCAGAAUCCGUUUAGCUCAAGGAGCACGACUCAACCACCAUGUCGACUCAAUACGAAGUCGAGCACAACAUCAAGCCGACCGAAGCGCCUCGGCGCCGGCGGCAGCCCGACAUGUCCACCUUUACCGCACACAUGCACCAAAUCAGGCCAGACGAGGGCGCGGGAAGCUCUCACAACAACCCGCACGCAAUGCCCACGCCGAAUGACCUAUCGACCAGCUUCCGUCUCGUACAGGACCAACUCGGCACCCUCGCAUCCUCGGCGCCGAGCUCCGACAACCUUGAUUUCCUGCGCGGGCUGAUGGAGCUGCUCGAUGUGGACAUUGCAAAUCCACCUUACGAGGAGGAGGGCGUCACGCAGCAAUUUCUCGAUAGUCUCGACAGGGUCCCGAGGAAGCAGCUCAAAAAGACCGACUCGUGCGCCAUCUGCGCCGAGCCGCACCUCGAUGAUCCUUACUGCCUCGUCGUCGAGCUGCCUUGCCAUGCUUCACAUAGAUUCGACCUAGAGUGCGUGUCGCCGUGGUUGCUGACCAAAGGAACGUGUCCGAUGUGCAGGAAGAAUCUUGCCAAAAAGAAGGCACCGGAACCGAAGGAUGAGGAAGAAGGAGAGGACUAUGAUGACUUUUAUGGCUAGUCGUCAUGUUGAAAAUCUUUUUGAUCUAUUUAGCACUGGCUUCUCAACUAUGACAUACCCACCUGUUACUCUCCUUUCGACACCAGUUGCUGUUCGACACAAGUCUUGCACGCAAUCGUCUGUUUUUGAUGCAAGUAUAUGCUAGUCUAUGAUAUGCCAUCCUGUUCAACUGACGUGCGCUCCUGAUAUGGUACA